GAUGCUUGGAAGCACGAAGCGCGUUCAUUGAUCCCAUUCAGCGAAGCGAAAGCUUGAAGACCAUCCUUCGAUCGAGAACCUCAAAGAUCAACGCGGAAACGAUCUCUCAAUCUCUCAAUCUCGAAAAAUCACGAUGAGUUUUCUCUUCGGCAAUCGGAAAACUCCCGCAGAGUUGUUGCGGGAGAAUAAGCGGAUGCUGGAUCGAUCUAUAAGGGAUAUUGAGAGGGAGAGGCAGGGGUUGCAGACCCAGGAGAAGAAGCUCAUCGUUGAGAUCAAGAAAACAGCGAAGCAGGGCCAGAUGGGAGCUGUUAAGGUGAUGGCAAAAGAUCUUAUCCGAACAAGGCAUCAAAUUACAAAAUUUUAUGCACUCAAGUCACAACUCCAAGGUGUAUCUCUUAGAAUUCAGACACUGAAAUCAACACAAGCAAUGGGUGAGGCCAUGAAGGGUGUUACAAAGGCCAUGGGACAGAUGAACCGACAAAUGAACCUGCCUGCACUACAGAAGAUAAUGCAGGAGUUUGAGCGGCAAAAUGAGAAAAUGGAAUUGGUCAGUGAGGUGAUGUCUGAUGCCAUUGAUGAUGCCAUGGAGGGAGAUGAGGAAGAAGAAGAAACCGAAGAACUUGUCAACCAGGUCCUUGACGAGAUUGGAAUUGACAUCAAUUCAGAGCUUGUCAAGGCUCCAUCAUCUGCAGUUGCAGCACCUGUUGGUGCCAAGGUUGCCCAAGCAGAGACAGCUGGGCAGCAAGAUGGUGCCAUUGAUGAUGAUCUUCAAGCAAGGUUAAACAAUCUAAGAAAAAUGUGAGUUGCCAUCUUUAAAAUAUCACAUAUUACACCAUAUACACUUUACUUAUAUAUUAUUUAAUCUGAUGUACAUUUAUACUUAAGUUUGCAAUAAAAGACAUCAUCUUCAGACCCUUGC
Molecule: messenger RNA, 919 nt
Organism: Dioscorea cayenensis subsp. rotundata (Guinea yam)
Lineage: Eukaryota; Viridiplantae; Streptophyta; Magnoliopsida; Dioscoreales; Dioscoreaceae
Product: vacuolar protein sorting-associated protein 2 homolog 1-like
Exons: 5
Coding region: 134-802 (222 amino acids)
Biological process (GO): late endosome to vacuole transport; protein transport; endosome transport via multivesicular body sorting pathway
Cellular component (GO): ESCRT III complex; multivesicular body
Source: RefSeq, a predicted model, not a curated record